Molecule: messenger RNA, 1618 nt
Organism: Nymphaea colorata (pocket water lily)
Lineage: Eukaryota; Viridiplantae; Streptophyta; Magnoliopsida; Nymphaeales; Nymphaeaceae
Product: protease Do-like 8, chloroplastic
Exons: 13
Coding region: 75-1478 (467 amino acids)
Biological process (GO): proteolysis
Molecular function (GO): protein binding; serine-type endopeptidase activity
Source: RefSeq, a predicted model, not a curated record
GACUGCCAGUGCCAGAGGGGGAGGUGGAGGGAAGAGGAGAUAGUAAGGGUGCUUGGCUCGCUGUGGUGGUGACGAUGCAGGACGUUCUGACCCUCCAGGCGUCCCUCCAAACGCUUGGUUCCGUCCUCCCCAAGUGGUCCGGGAGGAGGGAGCUGUUCCUCAGCAGUGCUUCCCAACUUCGUCGCGCUUCUCCUCCUCUUUCUUCUUCGAAGGACUUGAGAAACGAUUUCUUAGAAGAAGGGAACCAGAGAUCCGUUUCGAGAUUGAAACCAGAUGAACAAUGUCUCAAGGACCUGCCUAGGAUAGUCUAUUAUGACAGAUUUUCUGCAACGCGUCGGAUGUUGUUUACAAGCAUGGCCAUGUAUUUCUGGGGUCAUCCUUCAUGGGUUCCUGCAGCUCAUGCUCUGGGUGAUCCUACUGUGACAAUUGAAGAAGUAACACCACCUAUUUACCCUUCUGGGAAGCUAUUCCCUACAGAGGAGCGCAUUGUCAACCUGUUUGCUAGGAACACGUAUUCCGUUGUGAACAUAUUUGAUGUUACAUUGCGACCUCAGUUGAAUAUGACAGGUGUCAUUGAGGUUCCUGAAGGAAAUGGUUCAGGAGUCGUGUGGGACAGACUGGGCCAUAUUGUUACAAACUAUCAUGUGGUUGGCAAUGCACUUUCUAGGAAUCCUAGCCCUGGCAAAGUAGUUGCGCGUGUUAACAUCCUUGUGUCUGAAGGGCUUCAGAAGAGUUUUGAGGGAAAGUUAGUUGGGGCAGAUCGUUUAAAGGAUCUUGCUGUCUUGAAGGUGGAGGCCCCAAUGGAUAUAUUGAGACCGAUCAAUGUUGGCACCUCGUCUGUUCUGAAAGUUGGACAGAGAUGCUUAGCAAUUGGAAACCCAUUUGGUUUUGACCACACUUUGACAGUUGGUGUUAUUAGCGGUUUAAGUCGAGAAAUUUUUAGCCAGGCUGGGGUGACAAUAAGUGGUGGAAUUCAGACUGAUGCAGCCAUUAAUCCAGGAAACAGUGGUGGUCCUUUACUGGAUUCAAAGGGAAAUAUGAUUGGAAUCAACACAGCCAUAUUUACACAGACUGGUACUUCAGCUGGCGUAGGCUUCGCUAUACCAUCUUCAACAGUGCUUAAAGUUGUUCCGCAGCUAAUCCAGUUUGGCAAGGCCAUUCGGGCAGGUUUGAAUUUGGAGUUAGCACCAGACCCAGUUGCAAAUCAGUUGAAUGUUCGAAAUGGGGCCCUUGUUUUGCAGGUCCCUGCAAACAGUCUUGCAGCAAAAGCUGGACUCUUACCUACCAGGAGAGGAUUUGCCGGUAACUUAAUCCUCGGAGACAUUAUCGUGGGCGUUGACAACCACCCUGUUAAAAAUAAAGCAGAGUUAUCCAAGGUUCUUGAUGAUGAUUAUAGUGUUGGGGAUAGGGUGCUAUUGAAGAUACAAAGAGGUGAUGAAAGGCUAGAGUUGCCCAUAAUAUUGGAGCAGGCGUCUUGAUUUGGCCCAGCUCAGGCCGAAUUUUGAUUUCUCAUGUUCUGUGUCAUUGGUUGAAACCGUGCAGAUGAUUGUGUAUGCCCAGACUUUGAUUUCUCAAUUUCUGGAAUUGUAAAAUAAAGAGAAUCUCGUGCAGAUAGUGA